Clonostachys rhizophaga is the source of this 1482-nucleotide messenger RNA. The record is from the annotation of a GenBank genome assembly. Lineage: Eukaryota; Fungi; Ascomycota; Sordariomycetes; Hypocreales; Bionectriaceae.
AUGGACAGCAAGUCAAUUCUUCAAGUUGAUAGCGUGUACGAUGUUGUCAUCGUGGGUGCUGGAAUAUCUGGCAUCAACGCCGCUUACCGCAUCCAAGAAAAACUUCCAAAUCUGAAUUAUGCGAUCCUCGAAGGCCGCGAGGGCUUCGGAGGGACCUGGGAUCUAUUCCGCUACCCGGGAAUCAGAUCUGAUACCGACCUGCAUAGCUUUGGCUUCAGCUGGUUCCCUUGGGCGGAGAAGCGUGCCAUUGCCGACGGAGCAUCCAUUGUGCGAUAUUUACGCAAUGCGGCAGAAAAAGAGGGCAUUGAUCGCCAUGUCCAGUUUAAGCGCAGCGUCCUCUCAGCCAACUGGAUAUCGGCGGAACGAUCUUGGAGCCUGAUGGUCGAAACGGACUCUGGUGAGAGUGUCGAGUAUCAGGCACGUUUCUUGAUCCUAGGCACGGGCUACUACGACUAUAAGGAGCCGCUUGAACCGCAGAUCCCUGGUCUCGACAAUUUUAAGGGACAAGUCAUUCAUCCUCAGUUCUGGCCAGAACAACUUGACUACGCCGGCAAAGAGGUUGUUAUUAUUGGCAGCGGAGCAACAGCCAUCACCCUGCUGCCGAAUUUAGCCAAGAAAGCGAAGAAGGUCACAAUGCUGCAGCGAAGCCCGACGUAUAUUCUAUCUAUCGAUAAUAGUACCGGCAAUUCCUUGUUUCACCGAAUGCUACCUGAGCUAUGGUCUUUCAGGCUCAGCCGUUGGGCGUUUAUCUGGACGACUGCUAUCAUCUUCUGGCUCUGCCGUGCCUUUCCCAACGCUGCUAGAUCGAAGCUACAACGAUGGGUUGCACAGGAGCUUCCAGUCCAUGUCCCCGUGGAUCCUCACUUCACUCCUCUCUAUCGGCCAUGGGAUCAACGAAUCUGCUUCAGCCCCAACGGCGACUUCUUCAAGGCCAUACGGGAGGACAGUGCCCAUGUGGUGACAGACCACGUCAGCACAAUGAAUGAGGAUGCCAUUGUCCUUUCUUCGGGCAGCCAACUGAAGGCGGACAUCAUCAUCACUGCUACCGGUCUGAAGCUCAAGGUGGGUGGGCGCAUACACUUCAAGGUGGAUGGAGAACCCGUCGAGCUUUCUGACAAGAUAGCAUGGCGAGCUGCCAUGCUUAGUGACGUGCCCAACCUGGCUUUCAUGAUCGGAUACGUCAAUGCCUCAUGGACGCUUGGAGCAGACACCAGUGCUCACCUCAUCUGUCGCCUCCUGCAGCACAUGCAGAAGAAAGAGAAGACGAGCGCUGUCCCGCGAUCGCCCAAAUAUACACAAACGCGGCCAAUAUGGAACCUCGAUGCAACAUAUGUCAAGAAAGCGCAGGAAACUAUGCCAAAAUGUGGCGAUUCUGGCCCCUGGAAAGGUCGCACCAACUACUUUUAUGAUCUUUGGCUUGCAAAGAACGGAAACAUCACAGCUGGGCUGGAGUUUUCAGCUGCUGAAAACGCCAAAUUCUGA